CUCGGUGGGACCUUCCUUUUUCUCUCCCCCAAAAAGUUCAGUUUUUUUUUUGUAACACGGUGAGAUAUGAUAUGAACCCUAAACAUCAGAAACUCAAUCUCUUUUAGUGCUUAUCCUUUGAUUGGCUAACACCAGAUCAGAAACUCGUCGGUUGUUUCUCGGGGAACUAUGGAAGCCGAAACUGUACGAAAAAUCGAGGAAACAGUGAGGGAUGUACUCAAAGAAGCCGACAUGGACGAGAUGACCGAGUUCAAGCUCAGAGUCGCCGUUUCGUCUCGACUCGGUCUGGACCUCUCGGGAAUGGAGCAGAAGAAGCUAAUCAGCAACGUACUGGAUUCCUUCCUGCUCUCUACCCCCGAAAAUGAAUCUCCGGUGACGGAGACGGCCGCGGUGAAGAGGGAGGUUGGUGCCGGUGAAGAUGAGCGCACUAUCUGUAAGUUGUCGGAGAACAGGAAUGCUGUGGUGCGCCGUUAUAGAGGCAGAGCUUUUCUAUCGAUGGGGGAGCACUCAGUGGGAAACAGAAAACAGCAUCCUGCAUUUAGAGGAGUGAAUUUGUCAACGGACGAGUGGUCAGCCAUCAAGACGAAUAUCCCUGCAAUAGAGGAAGCUAUUAAGAAGUUACAGUCAAGAUCAUCAAGAUCUCAAUCUACCCAAAAUGGAGAUGCAUCCGGUGCAGUGGAUGACACUUCUCAUCAAUUUUUUCAUGUCGAGACUUCACGUUUUGAUGGGAAGAAUUACCUUUGCUGGGUGUCGCAGAUGGAAAUAUUUUUGAAGCAAUUGAAUCUGGCUUAUGUUCUCACUGAACCUUGUCCGAGUAGCUCUUCAGCUCCUCAAACCAACCCUAAUGAAACAACUCGCUCUAAAGCUGCAAAACAAAACUGGAUAAGAGAUGACUACUUUUGCCACCAUCACUUGUUGAACUCCUUGUCUGAUCAUCUUUAUCAUCAGUACUCGAAGAAGAACUUCAAAAGUGCCAAAGAAUUGUGGGAUGAGUUAAAGUGGGUCUACCAGAUUGAAGAAUCCAGCUCAAGGUCUCAUGUCAGAAAGUACAUGGAGUUCAAAAUUGUUGAAGAGAGGCCGAUUCUCGAACAAGUCCAAGACUUUAAUAAGAUUGCAGAUAACAUAAUCAGUGCUGGCAUGUUUCUCGAUGAGAAUUUUCACUUAAGCGCCAUCAUUUCCAAGUUCCCACCUUCUUGGAAAGGGUUCUGCAUCAAGUUGAUGCAGGAGGAGUUCUUACCGGUCUGGAUGUUGAUGGAACAUGUAAAAGCCGAGGAAGAGUUUCGAAGAUAUGGAACAAGGAAGGACAUGACUAGAAUCAUGACAAACUUUCACAUGGAGAGGAGAAUGAGUACGGGAACAAGACAGAGAGGAACGCAGAACCUUGGUUGGAAGAGGAAAGGAGCUGAGAGACAAGCAAGACCUAUCAUGGUCUGUAACAACUGUGGCAAGAAGGGACAUCCCACAAAGGAUUGCUGGGCUAAGAAAUCAGACAAGCGAGGUUCUGCAAAGCCGAACGAGGAUGCAUCAGCUGCCUCACCUGUGUUGUCAGGCGCCAUGGCCAACAAUGUGGAGGUAACUAAUUGGCACACAGAGGGAGAAAAUGUCAUGAAUCUCCAGAGUAAAGAACGUAGGUCCUAAGUAACAGAUUUUUUCAAGAGGGUCAUCAAAAAGGGCCAUGCUUUAUGAAAGCUGAUGAAGUCUGAACUCGGAAGAAACCCCUUCAAUGAGGCAAAAACUGAUAACACUUUCGGUUUUGCAUGCUAUGUGGCCACCUUCAUAUAUGCAGAAUCUUGAUUAGUAGAGUUUGAGUCAUGUUAGAGUUGUUACUGUUUUGUUCGAGUGUAACAUUUCACUCCACUCAACUGUACAAAACCAUGGAGGUCAAGAACAUUUUUUUUUGC
Molecule: messenger RNA, 1901 nt
Organism: Tarenaya hassleriana
Lineage: Eukaryota; Viridiplantae; Streptophyta; Magnoliopsida; Brassicales; Cleomaceae
Product: copia protein
Exons: 4
Coding region: 169-1638 (489 amino acids)
Biological process (GO): regulation of DNA-templated transcription
Molecular function (GO): DNA binding; zinc ion binding
Source: RefSeq, a predicted model, not a curated record